Prunus dulcis (almond) is the source of this 969-nucleotide messenger RNA. RefSeq names its product transcription factor JUNGBRUNNEN 1. Lineage: Eukaryota; Viridiplantae; Streptophyta; Magnoliopsida; Rosales; Rosaceae. The record is from RefSeq and is a predicted model, not a curated record. Gene Ontology annotation, molecular function: DNA binding. Gene Ontology annotation, biological process: regulation of DNA-templated transcription. The coding region runs from base 1 to 969 and encodes 322 amino acids. The transcript has 3 exons.
AUGGACAGCAACUACACCAGCACUAAGGAUGAUCAUCAAUAUAUUGAUGAAGAUGAUGUUCAACUUCCAGGAUUUCGGUUUCACCCGACAGAUGAAGAACUUGUGGAGUUCUAUCUUCGCCGGAAGGUUGAGAAGAAAGCAAUCAGCAUAGAGCUCAUCAAAUCCAUUGACAUCUACAAGCACGAUCCUUGGGAUCUUCCAAAAGCGAUAAGUACAGCAGGAGAGAAGGAAUGGUACUUCUUCUGCAAAAGAGGGAGAAAGUACAAGAACAGCAUCAGACCCAACAGAGUUACAGGCUCUGGAUUUUGGAAGGCAACUGGGAUUGACAAGCCGAUACAUUCCCAUGGAGGACAAGGCCAUGCCUGCAUUGGCCUCAAGAAAACAUUGGUUUACUACCGUGGAAGUGCAGGCAAAGGCACCAAAACCGAUUGGAUGAUGCACGAGUUUCGCCUUCCCAAUCCGGCCAGUUCUAAUGAAUACAUUCACCGCAGCUCCAACACUAAGAACAUCAAUAGUACUGAUCCUCAACAAGAAGCUGAAAUAUGGACAUUGUGCCGGAUAUUCAAGAGAAAUGUCUCGUACAAAAAAUAUACAGCAGAUUGGAGAGGGCUAUCCGGAGCUAAACGCCAUCCAAUGGACACAGUGAGCUCCAAGAAAUGCACAAGUGAUCAAGAUGACCUAGAUCAGUCUAACAAUUACAUCAGUUUUGGUACUUCAGACAAUAUUAUUUGCUACGAAGAGAAGAAGCCUGUUGUGAACCAUACCAACAUGAACAACUUCAAUGGAAGCAACCAGCAGCUGCAUGCAGUAGGCCAGUUGAGCUCCAACAUGCCUGCUACAUAUCCGUACAUGGAGACUUUCUCAGACUUUUCGUAUCAAGAUCUUGAGAAUGAGCUUUUGAAUGAGAACUGGGAUGAGCUUAGAUCCGCCGCCGUCCAUCUUGCUUUUGAUCCAACGUUUCUGGUGUAA